Molecule: messenger RNA, 1552 nt
Organism: Bemisia tabaci
Lineage: Eukaryota; Metazoa; Arthropoda; Insecta; Hemiptera; Aleyrodidae
Product: calcyclin-binding protein
Biological process (GO): heart development
Cellular component (GO): nucleus
Molecular function (GO): S100 protein binding; ubiquitin protein ligase binding; tubulin binding
Source: RefSeq, a predicted model, not a curated record
UCCAUUUCAUCCAUGCUGAAGCGAAGCCUCACUCAAAGAUUGUGCUCAUCAUCACUGUUAUCAACGUUUACCUGCAUGUCUCGUGAUUAAGUAGUCACAAAGUUUGGUUAAUAAUCAGUUGAAUUUUGCUUUCCACAGACAGGAACUGCAGAAAGUGGCUUUAUUUCUGACUGGUCCAUCUAAAAUUUACACCUUAUCCAGCCCGAACGUUUUCAUCGCACUUGUUCAGUUGCGCUCACAGAUUUUCCCCCGGUGCUUGUUGGUGAUUCAGGUUACUUUGUAAUAGGCGAUAUGGAAAAGAAACUGGCCGAGUUACGAUUAGACAUUGCCGAACUCAAGGCUCUAGAGGCACAAGCAUCAAGGCCAAAAGUCCAAGAAAUCCUAUCGCUCGAAGUUAGGAAACUUGAAACACUCUUGGUUCAAAAAACAGAACAGUCUUCCAUUCCAGUAACUGCUACGAACCAGACGGGGAAAACACCUGUAGUAUCAAACACACCCAGAAGUUAUGAGAUCCAGCUAACAAACUAUGGUUGGGAUCAGUCAGAUAAAUUUGUCAAACUUUUUGUGACUUUACCCAAUGUUCAUCAAAUUCCAGAAACAAAUGUAACUCAUGAAUUCACUGAAAGAUCAGUGGCUUUACAUGUACGGGAACUUGAGAACAAAAACUACUGUUUUAAAGUAGCAAAUCUACUCGAAACUAUUGAUGCACAGAAAAGCUACAUCAAAAUAAAGAAAGAUACUGUGGUGGUUUUCUUAGAGAAGAACCAAAAAGGAAUCAACUGGUCUCACUUAACAUCGAUUGACAAGGCUGCAAAAGAAGCCCGACUACCCAAGAUUGACAAAGAUGACGAGGAUCCUUCGAGUGGAAUGAUGAAAAUGCUACAGUCAAUCUACGAAGAUGGAGAUGAUACUAUGAAGCAGACCAUCGCCAAGGCUUGGACGGAAAGUAGGAAUAAAUCAUUCUAAAUAAGCAACUCUGUUACUGCAUCUUCGUUUGUAUAUUUUUUAAUUUUUUUACUUGAAAAUAAAGCUUGCUCUAUCUUAAGGAGGACAGUACGAUCUCAGGCUUCAUUCUAUUAAAAAGAGUGGGAAUGAGUAAGGAUUAUCUUCAUUUAUAUGCUGAAACAACAGUGUGUUUUUGCAAUUUGCAGCGUUCUUCACUUGACUAAUGAAAAUUUAUGUAUCCUUGAACUUCAAAUUUCUCUCUAAUUGAAAAAGCUAUCUACAAUAAGUAAUUGACUCUCAGAUUGAGAUUCAAUUGAGACGAAAUUCUCUUAAUUCAUUUGAGAUCCUUUCGGGUUGCAUUUUUGCUUUGGAAGUAAAGGGGCAGGAUAAGAAUGUACGUGCCAUGAGUUUGUUGUGUAAUAUUUGAUCUGCUAUCUAAUGUCUGGGUUCUUGGAACACCCAAAAAAAUGCAGUUCGAAAGACUCGAUACUGCAUGACACCUAAACCAAGGAACUAAGGGUUAAAUUUUUGUCAUAUUGAUGUUCUUAAUCUGCUCAUGUAAAUUCCAGCGCCUAAAUUUGAUGAAUAAAAUUACUGAUCCUCCAAA